Ogataea haglerorum is the source of this 477-nucleotide messenger RNA. RefSeq lists its product as uncharacterized. NCBI's taxonomy places the organism in Eukaryota, Fungi, Ascomycota, Pichiomycetes, Pichiales, Pichiaceae. The record is from RefSeq and is a predicted model, not a curated record. The transcript has a single exon. The annotation marks the transcript as partial.
GUCCUGGCGCUCGGCAGAGACAAGGCCACGCUCGAGAAGCUCGCGUCGCACUACAGCAACGUGCAGCCUGUGCUGCUGACGGGCGACAAGGAGGCCGACGCCGCCACGCUGCAGAAGCUCGGCCCGCUCGACGCGUACAUGGACUACACGCCUAGCGGCGCGGCCGGCCCGGUGUACCUGGACGCGGCGAUCGGCGCGCUCAGGUUCGGCGGCAGAGUCAUCCUCUCGGGCUUUGUGUUCGCCACCCUGAGCAUCCCGUACGGCCUCGUGGUCGCCAAGGACCUGACCAUCAAGGGCAAGUUCAUGUACUCGCGCCAGGAGGCCAAGGACUUCCUGAAGAUGGUCGAGAACGGCAUCUUCAAGAUGGACCACGUCAGCGUCCGGAAGUACCCUAUCGACCAGUACGCCGAGGCCGCCGACGUGGCCAACGGCAAGGCGCCGUGGGACGAGCUCGUUGUGGUGAACAACAAUAAAUAG